GGCUUCAAGGAUGUGAUGCAACAGACCACCAAGUGGAAAAUUUUGCGGGGGGACAAGGUCAUGUUGACGGCGGGCAAGGAUGCGGGCCAAGUGGGCACCGUGCUCAAGGUCAUUCGCGACCCCAAGUUCCCACGCGUGGUGGUGGAGGGCCUGAACCUGAACAAGCGGUGCAUCAAGCGCAGCAAGGACAACCCCGGCGGCAUCGUGAGCGUGGAGUCGCCGCUGCACUACUCCAACGUGUCGCUGGUGGACCCGCUGACGGGCAGCGCGGCGCGCGCCAGCUGGCGGUUCCUGGAGGACGGCACCAAGGUGCGCGUCACGCGCGGCCGCCUCGCCUCCGCCUCCAUCGUGCCCCGCCCCGACGUGCUCAAGCAGCGGGGCAAGCCGCGCAGCUCGUCGGCGGGGCCGGCAGAUACCAGGAGGAGCGAUGCGGAGGAGGCGACGCAC
Messenger RNA from Chlorella variabilis, 447 nucleotides. RefSeq lists its product as hypothetical. The annotation marks the transcript as partial. Gene Ontology annotation, cellular component: mitochondrion; ribosome. Gene Ontology annotation, biological process: translation. The transcript is spliced from 2 exons. NCBI's taxonomy places the organism in Eukaryota, Viridiplantae, Chlorophyta, Trebouxiophyceae, Chlorellales, Chlorellaceae. The record is from RefSeq and is a predicted model, not a curated record. Gene Ontology annotation, molecular function: structural constituent of ribosome; RNA binding.